This is a messenger RNA of Teleopsis dalmanni, 369 nucleotides long. RefSeq lists its product as uncharacterized. Bases 1 to 369 code for a protein of 122 amino acids. Lineage: Eukaryota; Metazoa; Arthropoda; Insecta; Diptera; Diopsidae. The transcript is spliced from 3 exons. The record is from RefSeq and is a predicted model, not a curated record.
AUGGACGACAGCAAAAUGCAAAUAUUCCUUCAGGUUGAUUAUCAAGCCUAUCGACGGCAAGCACAAAUUAUGGGUAACUUACCUACAGCUUGGUGUAAUAUAUCACAACCAUUCAUACCCACUGGCGUGGAUUAUGCUGGUCCAUUUAACGUGAGAGCAAUAAAAGGUAGAGGCCAUCGCACUUACAAGGGAUGGGUCUGUGUCGAAAAAUUGUCGAACUCGCGGCCGCUUACGGCUCUAUCUGACGACCCCAAGGACUUAUCAGCGUUGACACCAGAACAUUUUUUGAUUGGACGAGCACUGUCUGCUGUACCUGAAUCUAGUUUGUUAAAUACAGAGAUUGGUGUACCAUUCCAAUGGAAAAUGUAA